CCCCUCGGUCACUGUGGACUUUAUCCUGCUGGUCUCGCAGAUCAGAGCUGUUCACGGCCGCAGAUCUCUCCCACAUUUCAGCCGCUGCUCACAGGCCAUGAGGACGGCUGUCUGAAGACGCUUUCAGUCGUGUUUACAGCACAUUAGCUUUCGUUUGUUCUCCACGUUUCGCUGCUGGAAGGUUUACUGGCAUUCCCUGAAGCAGAUACCGAUGAACACAGUCAGCUGACUGGACAGAGCAGCUGUAGCGUCAUCUGGAGGCGUGCCAGUGAUGGGCCGGAAGCUGGAUCUGUCGGGUCUUACGGACCAUGAGGCGGAGCAUGUGCUGCAGGUGGUGCAGAGGGACAUGAGGCUACGCAAGACGGAGGAGGAGCGACUCAGUGAACUGAAGCAGGAGCUGGACGAGGAGAGCAGUCGUUGCCUCCUGCUGUCACGCCAGAGUUGUUUCAACCAGCGCUGCUGCAUCCGCUGCUGCUCGCCCUUCACCUUCCUGCUCAACCCCAAGCGCCAGUGUCCGGACUGUCGCUACAACGUCUGCAAGGCCUGCCGGGUCUACAUCAAGCGGGACAAAGUGUGGAUCUGUUUGACCUGCCAGAAGACCAGGUUGCUGAAGACCCAGUCGUUGGAUUGGUUCUACACUAAUGUGAGGAAACGGUUUAAGAGGUUUGGGAGCGCCAAAGUGCUGAAGACUCUUUACAAGAAACACCUGACAGAGCACAGUGCGUUUUCAGACCUGACAGACGGCAGUGUGUACGAGGACAGCAUCUACAAUGAGGACAGCCUCUGUGGGAGCGACGCAGCCUUUUACAGACAAAGUGAAGAGCACAGUAUGGAAGAGACGCUGACCGUGGCCUUGCGGGUGGCGGAGGAGGCUGUAGACGAGGCUAUUUCUAAGGCUGAGGUCCACACUGACAACCAGGCGAAGCAGAAUGAGGCGAACUAUCUGCGGGAACACAGAAGAGAGCUUGUUGAAGAACUGGCCCGAACUAUUGUGCAAAAAAUCAUCACCAGGAGGAAGUCUUUGACUGAGAUGGGGGGCGACUAUGACCAGGACCAGGCUGACCUUCACUGCCAUCAGUCCGCCUAUGACCAGCCGUCCACCUCCAUUCAGCUCCACAAAGGCCUCUGGAGGUCACACUCUGCCUUCUCGGUGUUGGACUGUGACCCUCCAGUCCAGAUCCAUAAUCCUCCUCAGGCGCUAAAAAAGGAAGGUGUUGUGUCAUCCCUGUCUGCAUGGAAGAGUGCAGACCGACUGGACAACUCUAUGCUCAAAAGCCCAGACGGGAACUGGAUUGCCCUGCAGAGUACCCAGCUGUCACGUCCCAGUCUGCUCACCAGAAGGAAAAGCCUGGUCUACAGUGCCUUGGAGAGAGAGUCCGCAGUGAUGGCCGCCUACGAAGGAACGGGCUCUGGCUACGAAACCAAGCCAGAGUCCUGUGGCUCCUGGGGAAGCGUUCUGAAGGAGAUUCACAGGAAAAUGACAGACUCCAACUUCAACCUGUAUCACAACCAGGACCCAUUAGCUGUAAUGGGCCGCAGAGGCAGCAGAGACUAUCUGUUGUCAGACUCCGAGGGCAACUGGAGACCUCACAAACCUUGGCUGGCUUUUUUCAACAGGAGAGUCUCUAAAGAAAUCAGGGGUCCGGUGUUGUCCCGCAGGACCAGCAUCAUUGACCUGAACUUUAACAUGGAGGAAGCCAGAGAGGACAGCGGUUUGGCACCGGAGCUGGACAGGGCAACAUACAGGAGGUCACAGCAGCAAAGAUGGAGUAAAAUAGAAGCAACUGCAUCAUUUCUGGUGGAUUAUAACACAGAGAAAUCCCAUUAUUCCUCUGAUGCUAUGACCCCUGACACUUUGACUUCUGGAGCAACAACCCCUGAACCCUUUGACGACGCAGGUGACCCCACUGGACGUAGAGCCAAUCAGAUGGAUCAAGAUCUGACAUUAAAACUGCAAUACUUAGCGGGCCGAAGCAGCUAUCUUGAAUCUUCCACUGAAGAGUUUGAUGGCGAAAAAUAUGCAGCUAAUGCCAGACUGAAGGAGGAAACAAGGCAAGGAUGCAAGAAUGGAGAAGAGGAGAAGAUGUGGAGGAUGGAGAUCGAUGUGGACGAAGGAGGAACAGAUGAGGAGGAUGAGUCAGAGCUGGAUGAUGAGACCAAACACAGACUGUACAGGCUCGUCGCACAGUCCAGACUCACGUAUUUAUCGACCGACGACGAGUUAGACAAAUCAGGUCUGAGCGAAGGAGAAGGUGAAUAUGUGGAGGAACGAAAACCAGAGCAAUGUGAGGACAGUAAAGACGGGCUGACUUUUAAACUGUAUCAGCUGGAAAAUGAAGUGAAGGCAACUCAGUUCUCCUCCACCGAAGAUGAGCUGGACCGACUGGGCACCGCAGACGAAAUGAAGACGAAUGAGGAGCUGGCGGUGAAAGUGUGCAGAUUAGCUAACCAAAUCAAUGCCACCCAGUUCUCCUCCACUGAAGAUGAAUUAGACAGAGUGGGGAGGGGAGGAGGAGGAGGAGAAGAAGGGGUGGAGAUGAUAGAGGAGGAGAUGCUGUGGAAACUGCAGGCGGAGAAAGCGGCUCAAGUGCGUGACUUGGCUAACCUAGUCAGCACCUCUCAGUUUUCUUCUACUGAAGAUGAGCUGGACAGAGUUGGAGAAGAUGAAGCGGAGAUACAGAGUGAGGUGAAAAACAGAAGCGAGACCUGUGUUGAGAUGGAAGAUCUGUGGGAGGGAGCAGAUAUGGACAGGAGGGAGUCCAUUGGAGAUUUAGAUGUUACCAUGUUUGAAUUAAAGGAAGAAAUAGAAGAACGGAACAAAGAGGGAGAAAUAAACGAGGGUGAGAUGGAUUAUCUGACAAAAACUGAAGGUGUGCAGCAAGAUAACACAGAGGCAGAGUCUGGUAGGAUGGAGAAGACAGUCACGGUGGACUUCCUUCAGGUGUUUACUCCUAAAGAUGACAAGGUACAAAAAGAGUCAAUAGUGAAGGAAUCGCAGAUAUCAGGGAAAAGAACUGAGGGCACGAGAACUCUAGAAGAGAACCAGCCAGAGGUGAUGUGGUCAGACAAAAAGGAAGAAAAACAGAGUAAAGAGAGCAACAAGUGUGAGGAGAAAUGGGAUCCAGCAACAGACAGUGAUGAAGAUGAUGAAGAGUUUGAGAGAAUAAUCAGCAGCAUGUUGAUGAUGACUCUGGAGGACAUGCAAGGAGUACACGAUAACAUUGGAGGAAUAAAUAGAGAGACAGAGAAAGUAGGAACAGAUGAGAUGAACGAGGUCAGAGGAGACGGCGACUGCGAGGCGCGAAGGACGAACGCAUCAGAAGAGACGGUGAGCGUGGAAGUGUUUCACUGUGGAGGCGUCACAGGGAGUGGGGAGGAGACGCAGAGUCCAGAGGGAACAGGAGACAAGGAAGGACACUUCUGCAGGAGACAAGAGAGCGGAGAUGGAAGUAGGCAGCAGGAAGGAGAAGAUCCAAACCAAAGAACCAGUUUGGCACGAGACGAAGCGGACGUGACAGUUAAAGAAGUGACGGCUGAGGCUGAACGGAGUCUGGGAAUCAUGACAGUAGAAGAUGAACGGAAACAUGGAGGAGACAUGCAGACUGAAAGGACACAAACACAAGCAGAUAGUUUAAGUAACAACGCUGAUGAAGAAUCCAAAGAAAAAAGUGAUGACACAGAGCCGAGCAUCCCCUUUUAUCUUCAGGAGGGUUUACUGUCACCACAGGAGAUCCAAAAUGACAGUGACAUGGAGCUUUACAAAACUAUACAGUUAAUAUCCACUCUGCUGGAGCAGAGAUACUCAGCGGUGUCUCUACGAAGCAUCACUACUGAGGUGCUGAAGGUGUUGAAUGCCACAGAGGAGCUACUGCAGGGAGUAGAAGGAGGAGGUGCCCCCCAAGUCUCCAAAACAUCGCUGCCCCCCAGCACUGACCCCAAAAAACUGGAUCAACAGUUCUCCAGAUUAGAGGAGAAUGUGUAUGUGGCAGCUAGCACAGUGUAUGGGCUGGAGGCGGAGCUGAGCGACCUGGAGGAGUGCGCCAGGGGCAUCUGCAGCUCCACGUCCGAUAUGGAGCUGUCCUUCCUGGAGGAGCAGGUGGCAUCAGCAGCUGCUAAGGUUCAACAGUCUGAACUACGGAUAAGCGACAUCUCAGCCAGAAUAGCUGCUUUGAAGAGUGCAGGCCUCGAUGUGGACACCCAGUCACGCUUCACUAAAACCAGGACCAUACCAGUGAUGCCUGUUACUCUGGAUUCAUCCAGACAACUGAGGAGGCGAUUACCUGCACCACCAGUCAAAGAUGAUAAGGAAACCUAAAUCAUCUACCAAGACCUUUGCAGAAGUUCCAUCCCAGCCGUGCCUUCACCCUGAAGACUUCAAGCCAGUCUUAGUUAUUCAUUCUCCUGACACCACUUGCCUUAAACAUGUUGCAAAUAAUGGGACACUAAUACUGUCUGUAAAUGUCAUACUGUUCUGUCCUUAGAGAUGAUACGUUGUCAGAGAUGUAGAUAUUUGUUGUGAAAUUUAUGAUCAGUAUUAAGAAAUGUAUCAGCAUUGAUCAACCUUGUAGAGGAAAGUAGCAGGAAAACCCUCAGCUCACCAAAUCUAACAAUAAGAAAAUCACAAGUGUGUUUUUAAGAGUUACUGUUAAAGCCUUUGAGUUGUAUUUUUUGAUGACAAGAGCCAUAAAAGUAUGAUGUCCGACUUAUCAACAACCCAAAUAAGCAGUGCAGUCCUCAGUAAAACCACUCAAAUUUACUACUGCAUUAUAGGAACUGUUUUUCUCCAUUAGUGUGGGUGUUUGUAGUGUACAUAUGUGUACAGCGAAAUAAUCAGUAAUUUUUUUUCUGCCUUUAAAAAAAUUAAAAGGUUUCUGUUACAAAUGUU
Messenger RNA from Sphaeramia orbicularis (orbiculate cardinalfish), 4885 nucleotides. It is a transcript of the gene myripa, whose product is annotated as myosin VIIA and Rab interacting protein a. The transcript is spliced from 17 exons. Bases 272 to 4315 code for a protein of 1347 amino acids. Gene Ontology annotation, cellular component: cortical actin cytoskeleton. NCBI's taxonomy places the organism in Eukaryota, Metazoa, Chordata, Actinopteri, Kurtiformes, Apogonidae. Gene Ontology annotation, biological process: intracellular protein transport. Gene Ontology annotation, molecular function: myosin binding; small GTPase binding; actin binding. The record is from RefSeq and is a predicted model, not a curated record.